Molecule: messenger RNA, 1271 nt
Organism: Oryzias latipes (Japanese medaka)
Lineage: Eukaryota; Metazoa; Chordata; Actinopteri; Beloniformes; Adrianichthyidae
Gene: nkain5
Product: sodium/potassium transporting ATPase interacting 5
Biological process (GO): regulation of sodium ion transport
Source: RefSeq, a predicted model, not a curated record
GCUCUGCUUUGAUGCUGUCUGUCCUGAAUUCUACCUCAACAUUGUCAUGGACAGACUUUGAUUUGGGUGUGUGUUGUUGUUUGGGACUUGAAAGAGUUCUGUCCUUUUUUAAAUUAUUUGACUUAUUCUUUGGUUUGUAUUUUCUCAGUCAUCACAUAUGUUGUCCCUGUCUGGUUUUUUUUUGUGUCCAUCCUUUAGCUGGGAUUGUUAAUUUUACGUUUUGUUUAAAUAAUUCAAUUUUUACAGUUAAAUAGAUUAAAAUGUUUUACUUUCCUUCAAUAGAGAUUUCGUGUAUACCAUCCGACUUCAAAGUAGGUUUUUGGUGAUUCUCUCUGAAAUGCUGAUGUUUUCACAGAAUAGAACUAAAUGUAGUCCAAACAUAGAGAAAAAAAUUAAAGAAAUAAAUAAAAAAUACACACCUUAUAGGCAGGAUGUUACACUGAUGAAGAAAAAACUCUUCUGAUUUAUGCUUUUGAUUUCAGAUUUUUGCUUGUGGCAUGAAUCACCCCUCAUACCCAGCCUCCCCUCCCCCUUGCUUUGUAGUCAUCAUGCAUACACAGUAUUUUCCUCCAGAGGUAAAGUGCAGAAGGCUCUGCUCACACCUCUGGCCAUGGAUGCAAAGCAGCAGAGAUUCAGUCUUUGAUUUUGAGGAAAGCUUUACAUUUUAAAAGCCUCAGAGUCUAUUAUAAAAAAAAAAAUAAAUCACAGAAGAGAGGAAGAUGGGCUGCUGCUCUGGACGCUGUGUGCUGAUCUUCCUUUGCUGUGUGCAGCUGAUAUCUGCAGUGGAGCGGCAGGCUUUUGACUUCCUGGGCUUCCAGUGGGCUCCCAUCAUGAUCAACUUCUUUCACAUCAUCGUGGUCAUCUUGGGUUUGUUUGGUGCGAUCCAGUACAGAUCACGCUACGUCAUCAUGUACCUACUGUGGACUUUGUUGUGGAUUGGCUGGAACGUCUUUGUGAGCUGUCUUUACCUGGAUUUGGGCGGUCUUUCAAAGGACAGCGAUGUUCUCUCCCUGGGACUGUCUUCACAUCACUCCUGGUGGAAAGACAAUGGGCCUGGGUGUCGGAGCGAGAACCUUCCAUCUCCCGCCUGGCAGAACCAACAAAACCCAGAGCUCACCACAGUGCAGAGCUGCUGGCUGGAAUAUCAGUACAUAGAAAUACUGCACUGUGGUGUGCAGCUCCUCAUAUCACUCCUUGGAGUAAUUUAUGCCUUUUUUGUUGCCAGCUCAUUUGCCAGUGAGGAGGAGAGUUAUUAUAAAUAGACACAAAAA